UUUCAUUUCCAAACCAACCAAAACCCGGCGGGCUAAGUGAACAGGGAACGGCUAGUAUUAGAAAUCGUAAUUUUUUUUAAAAGAGAAAAUUAUUAUUUUAAUAAUUAUUUAAAGGUGUUUAACAUCAUAUGAAAUUUAUACACUUUUCAACAUGACUGAAAAGGAUAAUGAUGCUGAAACCAUUUUAUCGCUCAAGAAGAAACUUAAAGCAAGGGAUAAAGAGUUGAAUAUGGCUGCUACAUACGGGCAACAACUUCUCGAUCUAAAAGCUGAAGCUCUGAGUCAAAUAGAGGUUUUAAAGCAAGAAAAAUAUUCACUGCAGCUGAAGCUGCAAACUGAAACGCAAUCAGUUACAACACAAGCGUCGGAAAUUGAAAUGUAUAUGAAGGAAGUGGAUUGUUUAAAGAAAGAAAAUGCUUCCUUAGAGAAGGAAUCAUCCCUUCUAAAGCAAAGAAAUGACAAUAGUGUAAAAGAGAAGCAGGAUUUAGAAAAGAUGAUUGAGGAUUUACAGCUGGAGAACUCUACUAUUAAAAGUAAGGUUGCUAUUCUAGAACAACAAGUGGAAAUGCUCAAAAAUGUUUCGUUCGUGAAUGAUACAAGAUGUGAAGAAGAUCUUCCUGAUGUGAAUGAAUUAAUUUCAAAAAUUAAAACUUUGGAAAAUGCUACAAGGGAACUUCAAAAUGAACUGGAAUCUUCUAAACUGAGUGAGAAAAGAUUGAUGCAGACAGUUAAGGAGUUGGAAGAGGCUGUAUCAGACAGAGAUAAAAAUCUCUCUUCUGAAGUGCAGCGUAUUGCAGACCUUCAGGAGACUAUUGCUGAACUAAAGUGCGAAAUCGAAACUUUAAAACUUGGCCAACUCAAUGUAAAUCGUCAAGGAAAUUCUAUGUUUGCUGAGCUUGAUGAUCGAAGAAAGAAUGUUGAACAACAGUACAAGGAUUUGAGUAAAACGUAUGCAAACGUGCUGAAAAAUUAUGAAAAAAAUAAAAAAGAGCUCAUGAGCUGUAAGGGACAACUAUCAAUUUUGGCAUGUAGUACUAGUAAAAAGCACCAGGAAGAUCAAAUUAAAAAGCUAAGAGGAAUGCUUGCCGAUGCUAUGCAUAAAAAGAGGGAACUGAGUGAAAAAUUGUCUCAAGCAGAGAAAGCUCUACUGAAUAAACCACAAGUUCCUGUGAAAGGAGACCAAUACAACUACUUGAGAGUCUUAAAUCAACAGGCUGAAGAGAAAACUACGAAAGUUGAAAAUGAAUUGAUUUGUGAAAGAAUGCGAGCCAUGGAUUUCGAGAAUAGACUUUUUAAUUCAUUAAAAGAACUCUAUGAUUGCCAAGAGUCCUUACAAGCACUGAAAAGUGAAAAUCUAGCACUAAAGCAAGAAAUAAAAGAAAUCAAAUCCAAAUUUGAUGUUUGUGUUUCAGAGCCUUCUGAAUCGAAGAAAGAUAUGCCUGGAUUUGAGUCCAAUCGUGAAUGUAAAACACUUGUUCAAACAGAUAUGAAAGAAAAUAUUGUACCACAAGGAGAAGAUGAUAUCAAUCCAAGGGAAUUGAUAAGUGAAAAUGGAUUUAUGGGGAUGAAACAACCCAGAAUUUCUAACAAAGCAAAGCUGCAUAGUUUCCAUUCCUUGCCAAAGUCUGAAAUCAAGCAUUUGAAUGAUCUACCUGUUGAAUCCUCACUAAAGGUUAUGAAUAAUCAAAAUAAUGAAUUAAUAACUGUUACUAAUGAAAAUUCAGAGCCUUCAAAUAUUCCUGAAAUCAAGAAAAGCAACUGUGCCCAGCAGUGAUUAGAAUACUUCUGCUAAGAUUUUUAAUAUAUUGUGUAUUAAUUUAGUUCACUUUUUGUUUAUUUUACAUUGUUGAAUGUUCUACAAAUUCACAACCUAUUUUAAAUUUUCAUUGAAAAAUAUCUAGUUUGGGUCAUGGUAUUUAGCACAAUAUGGAGAACCUGAAAAAUUCAAUAAAAUUUUUUAAACUUCUGAAAAAACUAAGAAAGCAAAAAUAAAAAAAAACUAAUUUCUGAAAAGAGUUACAGAAUUUUUUAAUUUCGAAAUUAAUGAAAUUUAAAUUUUUUGAUGUAAAAAAAUUUUUCCUCUUGCCAAUUAUGAGUCAAGAAUUAGAAUCCACUAAAAAAAAAAAAAGAAAAUAUUUAUAGGUCAUUUUGUUUCUUAAAAUGUACAUUUGAAAAAAUCACCUAUCUAAAUGUUGACUUUGUUACAGAAUAAAAUAUCAUUUCAUCAUGAUAAUGUCUUACAUCAAAUCAAUUUGCAUAGUAAUAACAAUGGUUUCAUUGUUGCUCAUAUUAUGGCGAUCCUUAAUUUAUAUAGGGUCCUGCAUAAAUAAUUUUUAGAUUAAAAAAUAUGGUAAUUGAAAUUUUAAAUUUUCACGAGCAACUGUGAUAACUUAUUUUUAUUUAGGUUCAAAUUAGUCACUCUUUUUGGUAAUACUCUUAUAUUUAAAUAACAAGGAGUUACAGAACAAUUAGACUCUUUUACUUUUUUUAUGUAGCUAUUUUCUGUUUUUGAAAUUAUAUUUUUAUCAUUAGUUCUAUUUUUACUCGAUUUUUAAAUUGUCAGGAGAAGGUGGUUGUUUUCUCAAGAUGUUACACAAUAUCUGGAAUGAUUUGAAUGUGGUGUUGAAUGUUUAUGUGUUGUCUUAUUUUUAGAAAGUUUUAAUUUGUGAUGCAUUGAAUUAGCUAGUUGUAUAUAUUUCUUCCAAUUUGCCAUCAUUUUCAAAUAAAUAUUUCUAUACUAUUUUA
This is a messenger RNA of Parasteatoda tepidariorum (common house spider), 2745 nucleotides long. Its product is annotated as protein Spindly. NCBI's taxonomy places the organism in Eukaryota, Metazoa, Arthropoda, Arachnida, Araneae, Theridiidae. The record is from RefSeq and is a predicted model, not a curated record.